Messenger RNA from Vigna umbellata (rice bean), 1688 nucleotides. Its product is annotated as cytochrome P450 736A117-like. Lineage: Eukaryota; Viridiplantae; Streptophyta; Magnoliopsida; Fabales; Fabaceae. The record is from RefSeq and is a predicted model, not a curated record. Gene Ontology annotation, molecular function: oxidoreductase activity, acting on paired donors, with incorporation or reduction of molecular oxygen; monooxygenase activity; iron ion binding.
ACGCUUAUAAAUACCUCAUUCUCUGCAUUGCUUAUUAGACAUCAAAUUAAAGAAAGCACAGUACACAAUGUCAACUUCUCUGCGUGAAAACUCUUCAAUCUGGUUUUUCCUUCCAAUCGCUACCUUAAUCAUCUUCUUUUUACGAACUGUCAUCAAAUGCAGUCAUAAUUUCAAUUCUGCAAUGGCCAGAAAAACCUUACCACCAUCUCCUCCAAAGCUUCCAAUAAUAGGAAAUCUCCACCAACUUGGCACUCUCACUCACCGCACUCUCCAUUCCUUUGCUCAAACCUAUGGCCCUUUAAUGUUACUUCACUUUGGAAAGGUGCCAGUUCUUGUUGUCUCAACGGCCGAGGCAGCUCGUGAGGUUAUGAAAACCCAUGACCUUGUUUUCUCCAAUAGACCACAUCGUAAGAUGUUUGAUAUCUUCUUGUACGAUUCCAAAGAUGUGGCAUCUGCUCCAUAUGGCAACUACUGGAGGCAGAUAAGGAGUAUCUCUGUCUUGCAUCUUCUCAGUGCAAAAAAGGUUCAAUCCUUCGGUGCAGUGAGAGAAGAGGAAAUCUCCAUAAUGAUGGAUAAGAUUAAGCAAUGUUGUUGUUCUGUGACGCCUGUGAAUUUAACUGAUUUAUUUUCUACGGUCACAAAUGACAUAGUGUGCAGAGCUGUUCUCGGAAGGAGAUACAGCAGAAGAGAAGGGAGUAAGUUUUGGGAGCCAAUGAACGAGAUGAUGAAGAUGUUGGGUGCUCCAGUUAUAGGGGAUUGUAUACCUUGGCUUGAUUGGGUGGGAAGAGUUAAUGGAAUGUAUGGUAGGGCAAAGAGAUUGGCUAAACAGCUUAGUGAAUUUUUUGAUGAAGUUGUUGAUGAGCAUGUAAGUAGAAGAGGGUAUGAUGUGCAUGGUGAUGAUGAUGAUGACGAUGAACAGAAUGAUUUGGUAGACAUUUUGCUGAGGAUCCAAAAGACAAACGCCUUGGGGUUCCAGAUUGAUAAAACAAUCAUGAAGGCUAUAAUCCAGGAUAUGUUUGUCGGAGGCACUGAAACUGGCUCCACAAGCCUAGAAUGGAUAAUGACAGAACUCUUGAGGCACCCAAAUGUGAUGCAGAAGCUAAAAGAUGAGAUAAGGAAUGUGGUUGAUGGUAGAACUCGCAUAACUGAGGAAGAUUUAAACAGCAUGCCUUAUUUGAAAGCAGUGAUUAAAGAAAGUUUUCGAUUACAUCCCCCAGCUCCCUUGUUGCUUCCAAGGGAAUCCAUGGAUGAUGCCAAAGUGAUGGACUAUGACAUUGCAGCAGGCACACAAGUAAUAGUUAAUGCUUGGGCAAUAGCAAGAGAUCCUUGUUAUUGGGAAAAACCUGAAGAGUUUGAAGCAGAGAGAUUCUUAAAGCGUUCAAUAGAUGUGAAAGGACAUGAUUUUGAAGUGAUACCAUUUGGAGCAGGAAGAAGAGGUUGUCCAGGAAUAAUGUUUGCCAUGAAUAUGAUUGAGUUGGUCAUAGCAAACCUUGUUCAUCAGUUUAAUUGGGAAGUGCCAGGUGGAGUAAUGGGUGAUCAGACACUCGACAUGGCUGAAUAUGCAGGGUUGACCUGUGGUAGAAAAUUUCCUCUCAUAGCAUUUGCCUCUUACCAGGCAUAAGUUGAUGUUAAAGAUAAACAUAGUAACUUAAAAGAAAAAUAAGAGACUAUAUUCUCAACAUUCAUAG